Molecule: messenger RNA, 828 nt
Organism: Carica papaya (papaya)
Lineage: Eukaryota; Viridiplantae; Streptophyta; Magnoliopsida; Brassicales; Caricaceae
Product: large ribosomal subunit protein eL14z
Biological process (GO): translation; ribosomal large subunit biogenesis
Cellular component (GO): ribosome; cytosolic large ribosomal subunit
Molecular function (GO): structural constituent of ribosome; RNA binding
Source: RefSeq, a predicted model, not a curated record
CAAAAUCACUAUAAAAACUUCAUAAAACCCUAAUUCUCAUCUUCAACUCCUCUUCAUUUCCCUUGCGGCAUUCUGCCUGUGUUCUCUCACAAGCACACACGCACCAACAAAAAUGCCUUUCAAGAGGUACGUUGAGAUCGGGAGAGUUGCUCUUGUAAACUACGGCAAAGACUAUGGCAGGCUCGUCGUUAUCGUCGAUGUCAUCGACCAGAACAGAGCUCUUGUUGAUGCCCCUGAUAUGGUGAGAAGCCAAAUGAAUUUCAAGAGACUUUCAUUGACUGACAUCAAGAUUGAUAUAAACCGUGUUCCUAGAAAGAAGCAACUUAUCGAAGCAAUGGAUAAGGCUGAUGUCAAGAACAAGUGGGAGAAAAGCUCAUGGGGUAGAAAGUUGAUUGUUCAGAAGAAAAGGGCAUCUCUAAAUGACUUCGACAGGUUCAAGGUUAUGUUGGCCAAGAUCAAGAGAGGUGGAUUGAUCAGGCAAGAACUUGCUAAGCUGAAGAAAGAGAAUGCAUCUUAAGUGCAAGUUGCCUAUGGAGUUUGCCAGUUUUGUUAUCAAAAUUCUGGAAGUUCUUUUUGAUUGUUUCAUGUCUUUUAUUUUGUCAGCUCAGAUUAAAAACUUAUAAUUUGUAUCCCAGUAUCUUUAGCAAGUUUUAUCAAUUUUACAAGGAUUUAUCUUAGAGAGGACCUGAAGUGUGACUUAUGUGCUGGUUUGCUUGUUUGCUACUUAGUGCUGGUAGCCAUCAUCUGCGCAAUUAAGAUUGUUGGGUUAAUUUUUACGAAAGGAGAAUGUUACGGGAAGAACUCUAAUUGGUUUGACCCUGAAAGGAA